Messenger RNA from Vombatus ursinus (common wombat), 979 nucleotides. RefSeq names its product maturin. The coding region runs from base 429 to 824 and encodes 131 amino acids. NCBI's taxonomy places the organism in Eukaryota, Metazoa, Chordata, Mammalia, Diprotodontia, Vombatidae. Gene Ontology annotation, biological process: positive regulation of megakaryocyte differentiation; regulation of signaling. Gene Ontology annotation, cellular component: cytoplasm. The transcript has 3 exons. The record is from RefSeq and is a predicted model, not a curated record.
GGAGGGAGAAGGAAGAGGAGGGGAAGAAGGAGGAGGAGGAGGAGGGGCAGAGUCCGUCGCCGCAGCCCGCCCCCAGCCCGCCCGCCGCCUGCUUUUUACCCACAACAUGUAAACAGUCCCCGCUAAGAGUUCUCCAGGGAGUCGGAGCGCGAGAGCUGGGCAUUAAAGCAGGUCCGCGAGGAGCCCCCUGGCCCCGUGGAUUCCCCGGGCGGCAUCGCCGACGUAUUGGGAGGCAGGAGACCGGAGGGAGCAGGGGCUGAGCCGAGCCGAGCCGAGCUGAGUUGAGCGCAGCGCAGCGCAGCGCUCGUGGAGGGGAGAGGCCGAGAGCUGCGCCCAGAGGGCCGGCCAGCUAGAGCGAGGGAGCCACAGACAGAGGAGCGAGCGAGGAGGGCAGUGGAGAGGGGAGCGAGGCGGCGGCGACCGACGGUAUGGAUUUCCAGCAGCUGGCUGACGUUGCGGACAAAUGGUGUUCCAACACCCCCUUCGACCUCAUCGCCACGGAGGAGACGGAGAGGAGGAUGGAUUUCUACGCCGACCCGGGGGUCUCCUUUUAUGUGCUGUGUCCGGACAACGGCUGCGGGGACAAUUUUCACGUCUGGAGCGAGAGUGAAGACUGUUUGCCUUUCCUGCAGCUGGCACAGGAUUACAUCUCCUCUUGUGGCAAGAAGACCCUCCAUGAAGUGUUGGAAAAAGUCUUCAAGUCUUUCAGACCUUUGCUGGGGCUCCCAGAUGUAGAUGAUGACGCAUUCGAGGAAUACAGCGCCGACGUGGAAGAGGAGGAGCCGGAAGCCGACCACCAACAGAUGGGCAUCAGUCAGCAGUAAACUUUGGAGGGUUGUGAGCAGGACAGAUGUUAACUUCUUGGUGCCAGGUGGGGUCAUGGGCUCCUGUGUUUGCAUUUUGCAUUCACUCAUCACCACAGGAGGUCUGACUCCCAGCAUCCGAAUUAAAAUGAAAUAGAAUUCUAACCACCAUGAAA